Molecule: messenger RNA, 678 nt
Organism: Tinamus guttatus (white-throated tinamou)
Lineage: Eukaryota; Metazoa; Chordata; Aves; Tinamiformes; Tinamidae
Product: granzyme A
Biological process (GO): proteolysis
Molecular function (GO): serine-type endopeptidase activity
Source: RefSeq, a predicted model, not a curated record
AUGGCUCUAAUUAAAGAAAAGAAUGGACCGAACCUUUGUGGAGGAGCUUUGAUCAAAGCAAACUGGGUGUUAACAGCUGCCCACUGCAAAACGGAAAGAAGCGAGGUUAUUCUUGGAGCUCAUUCGAUACAAGGAAGAGAGAGAGAAAAACAAGUUUUUCAGAUUACAAAACGAAUUCCCCACCCGUGCUACUGUCCUAUUAAGCAAGAAAAUGAUAUAAUGCUCCUGCAGCUUAAAAAAAGAGCAAAAAUUACUAAAGCUGUGAAACUCAUUCCAUUGCCAGACUCAGAUGAUGAUCCCAAAGAAGGAACAAUUUGUACAGUGGCAGGAUGGGGGAAAACUCGUAAUAAUGAUAAAGAGUCCUCUAGUACACUCAGGGAAGUCAACGUCACUGUCAUCAGCAGAAGAAUAUGCAAUGACUGGAAGCAUUAUAAAGGCAAACCUGUCAUAACAGAGAAUAUGAUAUGUGCUGGGGAUAGGAAAGGAGGAAAGGACUCAUGUUCUGGGGAUUCAGGUGGACCUUUGAUAUGCAAUGGUGUGAUGAGAGGCAUCACUUCUUUUGGGAAGGCCAAACACUGUGGUGCUGUUGACGGCCCUGGUGUCUAUGCUCGACUCACAAAGCAAUACCUUCAAUGGAUAAGAAAUACCAUAGGGGGAGAUUUACAGACUGGAUUUUGA